AUGAAUAUCAGUACCUGGAAUAUGAGGGGAUUGAAUGAUCCCAUUAAAGUAGUUGAAAUAAAGAAGUUUUUGGCUAGUAAUAACAUUAGUGUUGUAGCUUUGUUAGAAACUAAAGUUCAGGAGAAGAAUAGUAGUAAAAUUCAGAAGAAAAUAGGGAAUGGGUGGCAGUGGAUUAUGAACUAUGAGUGUUCUCCUAGAGGAAGGGUUUGGAUUUGCUGGAAGUAUGCUGUGGUUUCAGUUCAGCUUCUUCACAAAACCGAGUUCUGUAUUCACUGUACUGUUGCUACAAAGAACGGCCUUUUUAGUACUACCUUUUCAGCUGUGUAUGGUUUACACUCCGUUGAUACUAGAAAACCUAUGUGGAGAGAGAUUACCAACUUCAGUAGUACUGUUACUUGUCCUUGGCUAGUCAUGGGUGAUUUUAAUGCAGUUUUGUUAGCUCCUGAUAGAGUAAAUGGCAAUGCAGUUACUGAGGGAGAAACUAAAUACUUUGAUAGCUGUAUGGAUUUGGCAGGGUUGGCUGAGCUUAAAAGUUGUAGGAGUUACUACUCUUGGAGCAAUAAGGGGCAAGGCAAUUUGAGAAUAUGUUCCAGAAUAUAUAGAGCUAUUGCCAAUGCACUUUGGCAUUCUAAGUUUGUUGAUGCUGUGGUGGAUUACUUGCCUCCAGGGAUUUCUGAUCAUUCCCCCCUAAAAGGGAUGGAUGUUUCCUGUCCAAGGAGUGGUUCCAUGCUGAAGGUAUGGACUAAGCUGAAAGCAGUAAAGCAAGGCUUGAAGGAGCUUCAUCACAAAGAUUUUGCUAAGCUUGAUGAGAGAAUUGAGGGGUUGAGGGUUGAUUUGGGUCAAAUUCAGACUCAGUUAGCAGCUUGCCCUACUGAUAGUAAUGUGCAGCAAAGUGAGAGGGAGUGUAGUGAGACCCUUAAGAAGUUCUUGCAUAUUCAGGAAAGUGCCUAUAGACAGAAAGCAAGAAUUCAGUGGUUGCAAGUAGGAGAUUCUAAUUCUAAGUUAUUUUUUAGUGCAAUGAAGGAGAGGAUAGCUAAGAAUACUAGCUCCUUGAUUGGUGUGGAUGUUGGGGUGGUUAGGAAAGGGAAACAGCUUUCUGCUACUGAUGCAGAAAUGUUGGUGGUUCCUAUCUCAGAUGCAGAAAUUGAUGCAGCUAUCAAAGAUGUCUAUGAAGCAGUGAAAGAGUUCUUUAGAACUGGAGUGAUGUUGAAGCAAGUGAACAACACUUCAGUUACUCUUGUGCCUAAGAUACAGAAUGCUUCAUGUGUGAAGGAUUUUAGGCCAAUAGCUUGCUGUUUAGUUGUUUACAAAAUUAUCUCCAAAAUUCUUACUGCUAGAAUGCAAAGUGUUAUUGGGAAAGUUUGCUAUUCUAGAAAAUAUAUUUCUCCUAGGUGUAUGAUUAAGGUGGAUCUGAAAAAAGCUUAUGACUCCUUGGAGUGGCCUUUCUUGAAAACUAUGUUGUCAGAGUUAGGUUUCCCUGUGAAGUUUGUGAAUUGGGUGAUGCAAUGCCUCUAUUCUGUCUCUUAUUCUAUUAUGAUAAAUGGUUGCCCCACAAAACCAAUUCCUGCAAAUAAGGGUUUGAGGCAAGGUGAUCCUAUUUCACCUUACUUGUUUUCUUUGGGUAUGGAAUAUCUGUCAAGGUGUCUUCCUGCACUUGCUGAUAAUCCUGAGUUCUCUUAUCACCCUAGAUGCAAAAAGCUGGAUCUCACCCAUAUGAUGUUUGCUGAUGAUUUACUGAUGUUCUCCAGAGCUGAUGAGAGUGCUGUGAAGGCUCUUUUUGAUGCUUUUACCAAGUUUUCCUUGGCUUCUGGAUUGGAGGCUAACUUGCAUAAAAGUGAGGGGUCUUUUCCAUUCAGAUACCUGGGUGUUCCUCUCACAACUAGGAAGCUGUCAUUUACAUACUGCAAGCAUCUCAUUGAUAGAACUGUUGCUAGAAUCAAGAGCUGGACUUCUAAAUUUCUUUCCUAUGCAGGCAGGUUACAACUGGUGAAAUCUGUUCUUUUUGGUAUCCAACUUUACUGGUGCCAGAUAUUUGUUAUGCCUAAAAAAGUGAUGAAAGAAAUUCAGAGAAUUUGUAGAUGUUUCUUGUGGUCAGGCACUGAUGCAGAAUCUAGGAAAGCUUCAGUCUCUUGGGAGCAAUUAUGUUUUCCUAAGAGUUGUGGAGGGUGGAAUCUUAAAGAUCUAACUGUGUGGAACAAAGCAGCAGUUUUGAAGCACUGCUGGGCUUUAGCUUUGAAGCAGGAUAGGCUUUGGGUUAGGUGGAUUCAUGCUUAUUACAUUCAGCAUAGAGACUUCUGGACUAUGUCAAUUCCUAAUGGUUUAACUUGGUCUUUAAGGAAAAUUUGGCAUAAUAGAGAAGUCUUUCUGCAGGCUAAUGGAGUUGAUCAGUUUGUGCAGGCUGGAAAAUUUAAAAUUCAGAAAAUGUAUAAAUUUCUUCAUCCAGUUGGAGUUCAGGUGGGAUGGAAGAGAUUGAUUUGUAAUAGUCAUGCUAGUCCAAAGAGUACUUUCAUUGUUUGGCUAGCAGUGCAGAACAAGCUAGCUACAAAAGACAGAUUGAUAAGCUGGCAUCUGAAUAUUGAUGGUACUUGUGGAUUGUAUCAGUUGGAAAGUGAAAGUUUGGAUCAUUUGUUCUUCUCUUGUUCUUAUUCUAAGGAGAUUUGGAGACAGGUUCUGAUUCAUCUAGGAGUGACUAGAGCUGUUUUGCCUUGGCAAGAAGAAGUCCAGAUUGCAGUGAAGAGAAGCAGAAGUAAAAAGAAGAAGGCUUGCAAGUAUAGUAUAGCUUUCAUUGAGUCAGUUUACUGUAUCUGGUUGCAAAGAAAUUCUAAGGUGUUUAGGGAUCAUGUUGAUCCAGUCAAAGCUGUUGUUAGCAACAUUAUGUUUAAUGUUGAGUGUAGAUGUCAAUUCAGGAUCCUAUGGGUAACAUUGUUAAACAGGUGGUUGAGUAUGAGUGGCUGCCACCAUACUGCCAGAACUGUAAGAUUGUGGGACAUGAUUGUACUCAGACAAAAGUCAAUACUACAAGAUUUAGACCAGCUGCUGUUCAGAAAAAAAAAGGUUGUGAAGGUGGGGAAACCUAAAGCUGUGCAACCAGCUCCUGAAGCAAAAGACACUGAUGACUUGAAUAAUAAAACUGCUGCUCAAGAGAAUGAUGGAGAGAAUGGAGAGUUGUCUGUUACUGAUAGACCCUUUACUCCACUUGCUCCAAUUCAUGAUGAAGGGUGGAGGGUUGUUUCAAGGAGAAGAAGAGAUAUAAGAACUCCAGCUCAGACUGUGGGGCUUGCUGAGGUUCAUUUGAGUGAGGGGGAUUUGGUUGUUGGUAGUGAUGGAGUGGACUUCUCAACUGAUCCACCAUGA
Molecule: messenger RNA, 3354 nt
Organism: Spinacia oleracea (spinach)
Lineage: Eukaryota; Viridiplantae; Streptophyta; Magnoliopsida; Caryophyllales; Amaranthaceae
Exons: 7
Coding region: 1-3354 (1117 amino acids)
Molecular function (GO): catalytic activity
Source: RefSeq, a predicted model, not a curated record